Messenger RNA from Scylla paramamosain (green mud crab), 3369 nucleotides. RefSeq lists its product as uncharacterized. Gene Ontology annotation, cellular component: cytoplasm; nucleus. Gene Ontology annotation, biological process: protein phosphorylation; actin cytoskeleton organization. The transcript is spliced from 9 exons. The record is from RefSeq and is a predicted model, not a curated record. NCBI's taxonomy places the organism in Eukaryota, Metazoa, Arthropoda, Malacostraca, Decapoda, Portunidae. Bases 736 to 3120 code for a protein of 794 amino acids. Gene Ontology annotation, molecular function: ATP binding; protein serine/threonine kinase activity.
AGUUAUCCCCCAGCAUGUAGUGGGAGAGGUUAUGCGCUCGGCGGCUCUAGUCAAAACACAAACCAUCGCAUAUACCGGGCAGCUGGCGUGACUGGUGGGCGUGUAUCGGGUUCAGUUACCAGUAAGUGAGGCAAUGAGCACUAAGUGACGGCUGGAAAUACUGGAAAAAGCCUGGAAAAGAGAAAAGUUAUGUUUUGAUUUCUCUUGUAAGCUUUCCCGAAGAUGCAGGAAGAGAGAGAGUGAGAGGCGCCCUGUGUAGCUACUGAGUGUACCGGGGUGUAGCAGGGUGUACCGGGCACCACUGGACGGUACCGUGUAUCUGCUGUACUGACAGACACACACACACACACUCAGGCAAAAAAGAAAAAUAAUAAUUGGUAAAAAAACGUUCAUUUCUCACGUUUGUCACAGUGAACGUUGUUGUGGCGGCGGUGGCGGUGGUGGUGGUGACGUGCCUGGUGAUGAGUACUGGUUAGUGAUGACCUUCGAGUUAGUGAUGACAAGCCUGGCAAAUAACACCAAGCGAGCGAAGUAACCGAUAACUGGUGAUGACAAGCGAAGCAGGUGACUAAAUACUGGUGCCUGUGGUGAUGACAAGUAGCAGCUAACCAGUAGUGUAGUAGUGAUGACAAGCCUGGCGAGUAACAACAGUGAAAUAGCUGGUAACUGGUGAUGACAAGCCUGGCGAGUAACAACAGUGAAUUAGCUGGUAACUGGUGAUGACAAGCGAAGCGAAUGACUAGAGAUGCAAGUGGUGAUGACAAGUGGCAGGUAACCAGUAGUGAUGACCAGCCGGGUGAUGAGGUAACCAAAGACAAGAUGAGGAAGGGAGGAGGAGGCAGCUGUGAGGGCCGGGGCACCAGGCCAGUCUCUUGGUGCAUAGGUGGCCCUGCUGCCGUGGCCCUGGUCCCCCCGCCCCCCCUAGUGCCAGAGGACCCCCGUGCUGACCUGGCCCGCCGUGGUCUAGCCCGGUCCACGUCCUACCAAGCACUGCACUCCGCCCUUGCUAGGCUGUACAGAAUUGAUGACUUCCACAUGGAUAGAAUAGGUUCUGGGUUCUUCUCCGAGGUCUUCAAGGUGCGCCAUCGAGUGACAGGCGACAUCAUGGUGCUCAAGAUGAACAAGCUGAUGAGCAACAGACACAACAUGCUGAGGGAAGUGGAGCUCAUGAACAGACUGCACCACCCAAACAUUCUGCGGUACUAUGGUGUGUGCGUCAACGAGGGACAAGUCCACGCUCUCACUGAGUACAUCAAUGGAGGGUCGUUGGACUCCCUGAUUGGUAACCGUGCGGUGGGCCUCCCCUGGGCUACCCGAGUGUCCCUGGCCCUGGACAUUGCGCACGGCAUGGCCUACCUCCACUCCCAGGGUGUGUUCCACAGGGACCUCACCUCCAAGAACGUGUUAAUCAAGCACACACAGGAAGGAGGUGAACACAAGUUGACAGCAGUUAUAGCUGACUUUGGCCUGGCAGCUCCAAUCCCUCAUGAGAAGUGCAUGAGGCUGCGGCAGGUGGGGUCUCCUUACUGGAUGGCUCCCGAGGUGAUCCGAGGCGACUGGUACGACCACAGAGUUGACGUGUUCAGCUUUGGGAUCAUUGUGUGUGAGAUGAUUGCAAGGUGCGAGGCAGACCCAGACAUCCUGCCCCGGACUCACAAUUUUGGAGUGCAUUACCUGGACUUCUACCAAAUGUGCCAACAGGACUGCCCUGCUCUGUUCCUGCAGCUGGCAUUCAUGUGCUGCCAGAUUGAUCCUGCCUCUCGUCCGUCCUUUGAAGAGCUGAAGGCUAAGCUGGAGUACCUGCUAGCCCAACUCACCUCCCAGUCUGCCUGCUGCACUGCCAGGAAGCUCAAGGUGUGCCACCGCCGCUCCCAAUCCGACGAUACCUUUAAACUCAUAAGGAACCAGACGGGGGAGGCUGCAUGUGUCCCUGCAGCACCCCAGCUGGCGGCACCUCCCCCGUCUGGCACCACAGCCGUCACCCCGCAGGAGAUAGUGGAGAAGAUGAGUGCCGCAGAUCCGUACUUCCAGCCCUCCACCGGCACUGUGAACCCCUUUGCUCAGUUGAAGCUGCCGGCACGGUCCCAGCUGGCACUGCAGGAGGGCGGGAGGUACUGCCACUCGCUGCCAGACUACCCCCUAAUUCUGGCAGAGACGUCCGGCAUGGAGUCCAGGCACAUCCACACCUCGGACUCCUGCCUGUGCCACGCGUCAGCCCACUGCCAGUGUCAUGGGGGCCACAGACACUUCCCCUCGCAUGCUGAUGCCAGCCGGAAACAGUGCCAGUGCUUGCACGGCGUUAAGAAAUUCAAGACGAGCGAGAGGGAGGACUGCAAGUGUAAGUUGACGAGGCUGUGCUGUGAGGCCGUGGGGUCCGCGGACAGCUCUGCCAGCAGCCUGCCCCGCUCAGACCUGGGGAGUGGGGGGGAGGCAGGGACAGCCAUGCUGCACAACACCCACGUUGGUGGCCCCGUGCGGCGGCGGGGCUCUGGGGAGAGCGGUUUUUUUAGUGUGGGAGAUGUGGAGCGUGUGGGAACUCCUGAGCUGUGUCUGUCGUACUCGGAGCUGAGCACUGCGUCGCUCAUCUCGGCGGAGGACGACGACGCCAACCACCACUGCCUGGUGCAGCGCUCCUCCUCCGUCAUCACCGACAGCUCCGAGGACCUGUCCAGCCUGGGGUGCUGCCACGAUCCGCAGACCUGCGAGGCAUCCCUCUGUGAGGCAGAGGACCUGGUGCAGGCCGGCCACUACCAGGUAGACACAGACAUCCGCCAGAUAGUGGACUUCUUCGAGCGGAACAUUGGCAGCGGCGGCGGUGACGGCCCACAGCGGCAGUCCUCGCGGCUUCGCCAGGGCUGCCUGGUGCCGCUGCUGACGCACAAGUUCAGCACGCUGCACGCUGGCCACCGCCUGGCCCUCGCCGGCUACCCCUGCCAGCACCACGGCAGCACCAAGUCCUCGCCCUCCUGCCCUGCCAAAGAGUCCAUGGCACCCAGGCCAUGCCGCCAGCCCUGCACCCGGCCUGACCGCCGUGAGGUGUUCCGGGUCAAGGAGCGGCCCAAGGUGUACAUAACAGAAGGAACCGUCCGAGCCAAACGCGACAUUUUUGAGGCAAAGUGAGCCAGUGAGCAAGUCAGUCAGGAUUAAGAUGAUGCAUAUACAUAUAUAAAUAUAUAUAUACAUACAUAUACAUAUAUUUUUCUUUAUACGAAGCAGUUUUUUGUUGUCCCCAACCCCAUUUUUAAAAAAACUGUUGAUGAUGAUGAUGAUAUUUCUGUUUCCUAGUCACAAGGUUAAGCAUUUUGUGAUAAUGAACUAACCAUUAUAUUUUUUUCCUUCUUUGUCUUGGAAUAAUAUGAAAAAUAAAAA